Molecule: messenger RNA, 8858 nt
Organism: Leptopilina boulardi
Lineage: Eukaryota; Metazoa; Arthropoda; Insecta; Hymenoptera; Figitidae
Gene: PHRF1
Product: serine/arginine repetitive matrix protein 2
Exons: 15
Coding region: 422-8341 (2639 amino acids)
Source: RefSeq, a predicted model, not a curated record
GUGAGCAAUUCAUGCAUCUUAACAUCUGCAUGUCGAUAGUGUAAAUUUUUGUGUAAUUUAAUUUUAAAAAUUUGGUGAAUAGAUUCGCUAUUUUAAAAGUAUUUUUAAAUUAUAUAGUUUUAAUUAGUCUAUAAUUGUUUGAAAUUAAAACACAAAAGCUUCCUAAUUCUUAUUCAAACAGCGAAUUUAAUACUAAAUUUUCCAUAUAUAUAUUUCUGUGACUAAGAAGCCAUCUUGAAUGAGAAAUAGCGCAACGUCGCAAAUGUCCACGGCGUCUUAAGCCAAGAUGUCGUAAAAUUCUGAUAGAAGCGUACUGUGAAUUGUCAAUAUUUGUAAAGUUUAUUAACGCUCAUCGGAUUUUAAUCUCAGUAGUUGAACUUGAAGAUAUGAAGUGAAUGUAAAUUCAUUUCAAAGUUUCAAAAUGUCAAGUGAUGGCGAGAGGAUUCAAAAAACAUCCAAAUCCCGUAGAUUGAUUAUAUGUGAUAGUGAUAGCAGCGAGGACUCAAUAAUUAUUCGAAAUCAUCGCAAAAGGAAGACUCACCAACGAGUUGUCAGUGAUGGAGAAGGCAGUGAUGAAGAUAGUGAUGUGCAAAAACCAGUAAGCAACAAAAGAAAAAUCCACCGAUUAGUUAGCGAAAGUGAAACCAGUUGUGGAAGUAGUGACACUGAAAUUACUGGUCCUAAUUUCAACGAUAGUGAUACCGGUUCAGAAUGGCAAUCUGACUGGGACAGUAUAAACGAAUCAGAUAAUGAUGUACCAUCGUCAAAUGCAAAGGACGAGAAAAAGAUGAAGAAAAUUAAUGAUGGUGAAAAUGAAUCAACAUCCGGCGCUGGAUUUGAAUCUGACAAUAGCGAUGGACAAUCUGAGAAAUGUCCAAUUUGUUUACUGCCAUUUAGAAAACAAGAAAUUGCAACUCCAUCAUCGUGCGAACAUUGCUUCUGUCUUGAAUGCAUUUUAGAAUGGAGUAAAAAUAUCAAUACUUGUCCAGUGGAUCGACAAACAUUCACCGUUAUUAAUGUCAAAUCACACACUGGAAAGAUUUUGAGGCACAUUCCUAUUGAAGUGAAACAACCACUUGAGGAUACAAUUCAAGAAGAUCCAACUUUCUGUGAAAUUUGUGGCGAUUGUGAUCGAGAAGAUCGGAUGUUGUUGUGCGAUGGCUGUGAUUUAGGAUAUCACAUGGAGUGUCUACAACCUCAAUUGUUCCAAGUUCCCUUAGACGAAUGGUUCUGUUCAGACUGCUCACAAAAUAUGCAAAAUGAUGCUGAAGCUAUAUCUCGACAUGACUUACGUAAUUUCAUGCGUUUUUCGGCAAUAGAGAGUGUAGUUGGGCCUAGAGUUCAUGAAAACAUGAUUGACAUUGAUCUCGAUGAGGUUCCGGAUUUAAUAGAAGAAGCUCGUCGUCUCGGUCUUUCGUACGGUCGUACACGUGGUCGACAUCAAAUUCAGAACACGUUUAGUCCGCGUAUUAUUCCGCGUACACGUCAAACUGAACGUGUUCGUGCAAAUAUUCGCGCGGGUCGUCGUAAUUUAUCACGUGAAACACGGGCACGCGAACGUCGACGUCUCUUUGAUCCGGAUCAACCAUCGACGUCGUCCGGAAUUGAAUCGAUUGGCGAAAAUAGUCGUAGUCGUUCACCCGAUAUUAACGCGCCAUCCACAUCAAGUGGACGUACAAAAACAACACGUCGUGCAACAACAAAAAAAAGUAAAACAAGUAAGAGCAAAACUAAAAAACGAAAUAAUACAAUAUUACGUGAAGUGCGAAUUACCGAAAUAAACGAUGAAGGUGAGGAAGAGGAAUUUGUUACUUAUGUGAAAGUCAAGGAAACCACAACAUCAACAAGCAGAAAAAGAAAAACCAAGAAACGCAAGGGAAGACGGAGAAGGAAAAAUAAACGUCGGGCACGAACAGUGUUAUCGGUAGUUAACGCGAAAAGACAAAAUAAAGGAAUGCCUCUUUUAAAGGCAAAAAUAAAUAGAAACGCUUCUGAAGUAAAUGAAACUGGCUCCAUGAUUUCAUCAGAAAGAUACAGAGCUGGCAUACCACAAUUAAACAUUUUUGGAAGUGGGCUCACCUUAGACUCUCUCCUUAGUCCUGGGUCCGAAGAUGAAAACGAUAGCACAUUUGGUCAGGGUCCAGCAAUUGUCGCACGACCACGAAGGAAUAUUUCAACAAUCAGACGACGAAUGGCACUCAAAGGAAUUAUCAAUCCAACAGUCAACAUGGAAGAUACUGGAAGUUCAAAUUUACUCGACAGUAUUCUCAAAAGUCAAGAAAUUUGGCAUAAUCAAAAAAGUCAAAUCUCUGUUAAAAACGAUGGCUCAUUACGAGUUCUCAAUAAUGAAGGGGAAAAUAGUUGCAGUAUCAAUAACAAUGAUAGUCCGAUUAAGAAGAAAGAAUCAAAUACACCUGAUAAAUUACCCGGUAAAGAUCAGCCUUUGGAUUUGUCGAAUGUAAAUUCAAAUGAUAUAACACAAGCACCAAUGUAUAAUAGUCCACGUGGUGGUGGAAAUCGAGGAAAUUUCCGUGGUGGAUACAGGGAAAAUAAUCGUCAAAGUCAUGGUGGUCAGGGUUACAGUGGACGUGAUUCUUAUUCAGGUGGUGGAAGACGUAGUUACGGAGGUGGUGGCGGCGGUGGUGGCAUGAGAGAUGACUUUAAUAAUCGUGGUGGUCCAACAGAAAAUUUUAACACAAAUUUCCAAGUUCGUCCACCAGGACAUUUUGGUACUCCACCAUUUCGCAAUCGUAAUCCUCAACAUUUUCGCAACGAGAGAAAUCGUUAUUCAAUGCCAGAAAGAUUACCAUUUAAUGAAGGUGGCAAUGAGAGACCACCAUUUCCAUUUUCUGACAAUUUCACAAGAGGACCACCACCUUUAAUUCGUCCCUUAAUUCCACCUGGUCCCCCUGCUCAAUUGAGAAUGCCAAUUCCACCAAAUAAUGUACCACCUCCACCUGUUAGCGAGGAAGAAUUUACCGAAACACCAAGCCAACAAACGGACAUACCUUUUGAACCAAUAUUGCCUUCGGAAUCAGCUGAAUCACAACCGAAUAAAACAAACGAUGAAGAAUUAGAUAUUUAUAGUGAUAUGGUUGGACCAAGCAAAAACGUGGAAAGCGAAAGUCAAUCACACGACAGUCCCAAUAAUCCAAAUACUCUUCUUCCACCUCCAGAACCACCAUCCGGUUUAUUGGAUUUCGAUGAGAAUUCUAAAAGUGAAAAAGACAAUGACAGUGAUCAGGAAUUGAUUAUCGAUGACACGCCAAAAGAUGAUGCUCCAAAGAACGAGAAAACUGACGAUAAAUACGAUCCAUUUAAUGACGAGGAAAGUGACAGUAAUGAUAGUAAUAAACGUACGAGUAACAUUGACAUUGAUAAAAUUCCCUCUCCCAAAGAUCCACCACCCUUAGAACCACCACCGUCACUCGAAAGUUUUGCUGGCUUAAAUAUUCUCAAUGUCGACGAUGAUUUCACUGCACCACCAAUAAAAUCGGCAAUUCGAUUAACAGCCUAUGAUGACGAUGAAGAGGACGAUGAUUCACAAGCAGAUUGUCCAAACUUUUCGAUUUAUUCAUCAGAAACAAUGGACGUUGCCCGUCACACCGAACAAGAAUUAUCAUCACAAAUUGGUCCCCUUGAACCCCCACCAUUACCACCAGAAAUGCCUGAUUUACCCGAAGAUGAAGAUAUUAUUCUUGGCGAUGUUCAAACUUGUGAUUUAGCCGACAUUCCCGAACCACCAACACCCUACAUUGAAGCACUACGCAAAGAGAGGCAAACAAUAAGUAAAAUUCCACCAAAGAAAAUAUCAUCAAAUGAUUCAAGAGGAAAAAUCACAUUCAAAAUAAAUACAUUGAAAUUAAAUAAUAAAUUUGGUAAUUUAUAUGACGAGAUGGAUAAGGAAAUGGAAAGUUCCAUUGAACAGGAGAAAGAUGAUUCGAAUUGUAAGGAGAAAAAGAAGAAAACAAAACAAAAGGAUUCUGAUAAUAAUAUGGAAAUUGAUUCUGAUAAUUCGGAAACAAAAGAUCUUGACAAUAAAGUAGAUGCAAUCGAUGAGUCAGAACUUCCAACACAAAAAAUUCACAUUGAUGAUACAGAAUCAGAAGAAUGUGAUUCACAACUACCGACACAAAAAUUCUCUGAAUCACCCGCUGAAGAUAUUUCAGAGCUUCAAACACAAAAGCACGAUAUUUCCGAAUUGGAAACACAAAAAAUUGAAGAUAUAUCCGAAUUACAAACACAAACAUUGGAUUCAACGAAAGAAGAUAUCAGUGAUUGUCCAACACAACUUUUAAAUGAAGAAAUCGAUUUAUCAGAAUUGCCAACGCAAAUUAUUGAUAAUUCAGAUAAUCAAACGGAUAUACAACCCGAUGAAUCGGAGCUUUCAACACAAAAAAUUGAUUCAGAAGAAAGUUACAGUCCAAAAGGUAGUGGAAUGAUGACACUUUAUAGUCCCGAUGUUGCAGUACCAGUAGUUUAUAGUCCAAAAGAAGACAAUGAAUCUGAUAGAAGAACCCCUGAGUUAAAGGAUCGAAAACAAGUGGAAAGUGAUAGUGAUGAAGGAAGAACUCCCGAGAGAAAGGAAAUUGAUGAUAACGAGAAAUUAGGAAAAAAAGAUGAUAAUGAUGAUAAAAUGGAUAUUGCUCGAAGUCCCGAUACUGUUAUUUCAAUUGCCGAUACAAUACAAUCAUCGCAAAAUGAUGAUUGUGAAAUUGUUGAACCAAGACCUGAUAAUUUAUUAACCAACGAGGAAGAUCAAGAGAAAGAUGAAACAGAAUUACCAGAUAAAUUGCCAACCGAUUGUGAUGAUUUUCCACUUGAGAAAGAAGGUGCCUCUGAAAGAGAUGCUCCAGAGCAAGAAAUGUGGGAUUCCGAUGGUGGAUAUACACCAUGCAAAGAUGAAUUACCCUUAAAGGAAAAACGACAAAAAUCCGUAUCACCAUUCGAUGAAAGUGGUCUUGAGCCAAUAACACCGACAAGAGAUAAAAACGAUGAUCUUGAUCGUUGUCGAACACCACCAGCUUACGCUGGACUUGGAACUGAAGCAAUUUCCGAAACCGAUGAGGCAAUGAAUUUUGAAGAUGAAUUAACAUUGCUGUCAUUGAGAAAGGAGAAGGAAAUGGAAGAAGGUGAAAUACCCGAUGAAGGAAGACUCGCACGAAAAGAUCGUGCCAAGGAAAACAAAGGUGAUGAUGAUGAUGACGAUGCCAAGAGGAAAAAGAAAAAGGAUAAAAAAGAGAGAAGCAAAGAGACAGAGAAGAAUAAAGAAAAUAUAUCAUCAGAAAAUUUCUCUUGGAAAAAAAUGACUAAGAAUACAAAGGAUCGAAAUUAUCGUGAGAAGGAUCGACGAUCACGAUCCAGAGAGAAGGAUAAAGACAAAGAUAAAAAGAAGAAAAAGGAAACUGUUAAGAAAAAAGAGAAACGCAAAGAAUUACCAAGAUAUGACGUGAGAAAAAUUGUUUCCGAAAAACCACGUUCUAGAAAAGAUGAAUAUGGAAGAGAUAUUCGUGAAUUGUCUCACAGUUUAACAAGAAGCAAAUCAAGAAGUCGAAGUCAUUCACGAGCUCGUAGAAGUCUCUCAAAAGUACGUAGAAGUCGAUCCUAUUCACGACUUCGUUCCAAAUCAAGAUCACGAUCCAAACGUCGAUCAUGGACAAGAGAUCGAGAUCUUGGAAGAAUUUCCCGAGGAAGAUCCUAUUCAAGAGGAAGAUCUCUAUCACCAAGAAGACGCAAAUCACCAAGAAGAGGUUCCAUAUCGAGAAAACGAAAAUCAAGAUCCCUAUCAAGAAGAAGAAGAUCCUUAACACCUCGUCCUCGUGAUCGUCGUAAGAGAUCACCAUCCCGAAAACGUAGAUCCCGCACAAGAUCAAAGUCCCGUGAUAGAAGAAAAGAUAAAAAGAAACACAAGUCACGAAGUCGUUCCCGAUUACGCAAGAGAUCAAGAACAAGAAGCGGAAAAAGAAAUUCAAAAUCCCGUGACAAGAAACACAUGAACAGAAAACCAAUAAGUAGAACCAGAUCAAGAUCACCCGCAAGAUCAUUAUCACCCCAGCAGAGGGAUCGCAAUCGUAAUUGGGAAAUGAGCGAAAAAUUGAUAAAUCGCGAACAACAUUUCCGACAACGUGAAGAUCGUGAAUCAUGGAGUGCCCAAUGGACUCCAUCAUUGUCAGCCUCAAGAUCAAAAACUCCCGAGCGUGUCAAUGAUCUAGCAGGACGUGGAUGGACACCGCCACAUGGUCUCGAAAACGUGACAGUACCACCAAAGAAUUUGACCGUUAUUCUCACCAAUAAGGAAGCAAUCAAGAAAAAGAAGAAAGAAAAAAAGAAAGAACGUCGAAAGCCCAAGGAUGUUGAAAAACGAAAAAAAGGAAAACGAAUGAGAACCCCACCACCAUUAAAAGAAGUAUUUGCCAGCGGUGAUAAUAUUCUCGUCAGUGUAUGUUUCAAUAAAGACAAUGAGGGUAAUCAAAUACAAACCGAGGAAUUACCAAUGGAAACAAUACCACUGAUGCCACCAACAAAACGUCGACGUCGUGAACCAUUACAAAUUGAACCGGCAAAGAAAACAAAAAAAGAUAAAGUCAAAGAAAAACGUGCAAAAUCCCCCAAGGCAAAGAAAGACAAAAAGAAAAAAUCAAAAGCCGCCGAAAUUGCCGCUACAAAAAAACCAGUUGCCGUUAUUGAUUUAGAUCAAUCACCAUUCAGAGAACAAACACCAUCACCUCGAGAUGUAAUUGUUUUAAGUGACGAUGACGAAAAACAAGCUCAAGCUCUAAUAGCAAUGGAACCACAUCAGUCUUCUCAAACAACACCCUCACGUGAUCAAUUUGUAUCACAAGGGCCGAAAACACCUCCCGAGCCUCAAGUGAAAUUCUCCAUUAAUAAACAGGCAAAUAACUUGAGGCCAUCAAUGAUGAAUCCUCUAAUGGAAGAAGAAGAAGAAGAAGAGGAAGAGGAAGAAGAAGAGGAGGAGGAAGAGAUUGACGAGCGAGUUGAUGAGGAAUUAGAAUUAAGAGCUCAGGAAGAAUUGGAAUUACGAUUGAAAAUCGGUCCCAAUACACCACCUGAACCUCCAUCAUCACCACCGACAUCUCCGGACGCUUAUGAUCCAUUUGAUCCAACUAAAUCACGAUCACCAACACCUGUUCAAAGUCAAGAGGCAACACCUCUCAAUGAUGAACGUAAUCAACGCACUUCACCAAGGAAGCAUGAUUCCAAUGAUACUCCAUUGACAUCAAGUGAAAAUCAAGAUCAAGAAAAACAGGUGUCUGAUAAACAGGCGGAAAAACCAAAAAUCAUUUCAAUGGUCACGAUUAAGAGAGCAUCGUCACCAAAGAGAGAUACAUCGCCGGCAAAUGAUAGUCAAACUGAUAAUGUCAGUGUAAGUGAGAGUAGUCCAACGAAAAAUCAACAGAAUUUACAAAAUGCUCAAUCAACUGUUACUACUUUCCCAACAAUUAAUCCAGUUCUUGCAACAGUUGCUGCUGCUGUGCAGCGAAGCAAUAUAUUUAAUACAAAUGCUCCUGCAACGACACAAAGGAAUCUUGCUCAGACAAAUCGCAUUUCGCCAAGUAAUCAAAUAAAACAACGACCCCUUGAAAGACCACAAUUACCAAAUUUGUUUACUAAUUCAAUAAAGACAACAGCUCUUCGUGCAUCAAAGCCAACAAAUAAAACUAAUGCAUUGGGACAAAAUGGCAAUGAUACGGAAAUGGUUAAUGAUGUUAUUGAUAUGUCAUCGCCAUAUUCACCUGGUUCUAGUAUCAGCGACGGAAUGUUUGAUCCCCCUAGUCCUUAUAAUACUCCUCCACCAGAAAAAUCCAAAUCCAAAUCAAAUAAGGAUCCUAAAAAAGAUGCCUUUGAUAUUUUAUUUGGAGCGUCGCCAGUUAAUGCACGAAAUGCACCAAAAGUCAAAGUCAAGAAGGAUAAGAGAAAAAAAAGUGUGUACCCAGUCACGCUUGGUACCAAUCCCAAAGUUGGCGUUCGCAUGGAUGAAAAUCAAUUGCAAAUUUUGGAUGAUCUACCAAGUUCUGCAGUGGAAAUGCAAGUCAAGGACAAGUUCUUGAAGAAGCUCAAUCGACAGGAAAGAGUUGUAGAGGAAGUGAAACUGGUAUUGAAACCACAUUAUACUAAAAAGCAUGUCACGAAAGAAGAAUACAAGGAUAUUAUGCGAAAAGCUGUGCCGAAGAUAUGUCACAACAGAUCUGGUGAAAUUAAUCCAAAAAAGAUUGCCGCACUUAUUGAAGCUUACGUGAAAAAAUGUCGUGGUAAUAAAAAACGAUCAACUUUAACAACGACUUCUAAGGUGACAAAAACGAUAAAAAAUUUAUGGAGUUGAUCACAGAUAGAAAGUUUUAGAAGAAUAAAUCUCCUGGAUUCGAUAGGAGGGUUAUUAGAUCGCGCGUGAAAGUUUGGAAUUUGGUAAGUGUUUUUUGUGAAAAUAAUAAUAAUAAUAAUAGUAAUACAAAAAAAAAGAAAAACAAAAAAUUACCAACAAGUUAAUCUUCACAACGGCAAUCGAACAAUGUGUAUUGUAUGUACAUAAUUAACUAGUUGAAAUUAAGCGCAAUAUUUUUAUUUAUCUAAGUAUACUACUUAAAAGAUCCAAUACACUUAACUUUAUUGUUAAUUUUAACUAUAGAUAAUUAGACUAUUAUUUAAUAAUCAAUAUAAAUAAACUUUUAAAAGUGUAUUAAACAUUUUUGAAUGUACUGUUAAAAGCACAUUCGUAUUAACUAUUGUACGUAAAAUGAAUUGUAAAGCAACUUUUACAUUGUACUCUGAAAAAAUAAUUCUAUACAAUGGCGUUUCAAUAGAAUCAUAUGUACUUCAUUAAAGUGAUUGCAUUAAAUCUA